Messenger RNA from Cryptomeria japonica (Japanese cedar), 690 nucleotides. RefSeq lists its product as uncharacterized. NCBI's taxonomy places the organism in Eukaryota, Viridiplantae, Streptophyta, Pinopsida, Cupressales, Cupressaceae. The record is from RefSeq and is a predicted model, not a curated record. Gene Ontology annotation, molecular function: RNA-DNA hybrid ribonuclease activity; nucleic acid binding. Bases 1 to 690 code for a protein of 229 amino acids. The transcript has a single exon.
AUGGAGGAGGUGAUUUUCAAAAUCAAGGAGGGAAUUGAAGAAGUGAUCAAUGGCAAACCCCCCAAAGUGAAAUCACUCAGGUAUGCCAACUGGGAUAGGGAUAUGGAAAGUAAUUGGUCACUCAAAGAUUGGGGGUUGGGGGUUAUCCCUGCUUCCAAAAUUAAUAGGAAGUUAAUUAGAUGGGAUCCUCCGCAAGGUGAUUGGAUCAAACUGAAUUUUGAUGGAGCCUGUAGAGGGAACCCUAGACCAGUAGGAAUUGGAGUGGUCAUCAGAAAUUCCUCAGGGAUAUUACUAGGAGGGCUAUAUGGGAGUUUGGGACUAGCUACAAACAAUGAAGCAGAAAUCAGGGCAUUGGCGGCAGGAUUAGACUUAUGUGUACAAAGAGGGCUGGGCAAAAUAUGUUUCGAAGGAGACUCACAAAUUAUAAUCAAUGGGGUUACCAAGUCUAGCUUCCCGAAUUGGAAACUCGGCAAGUGGGUACCUCAUAUCAAUAAGGCUCUAGAAUCUAUCAACUCAUUUGAAUUCAAACACACAUAUAGAGAAGGGAAUAAGGUGGCAGACCUCCUGGCCAACAUGGGAAUUGAGAAGAAUAUUGGUACAAUUAUCUUCGGUAAUGAAGAUGUAGAUACAGUGGUACUGGACACUAUAUUGAGUGAGAGACCAGAAAGGCAACGUACAGGGAUUGGAUAG